This is a messenger RNA of Oncorhynchus masou masou (cherry salmon), 2291 nucleotides long. Its product is annotated as calpain-5-like. Lineage: Eukaryota; Metazoa; Chordata; Actinopteri; Salmoniformes; Salmonidae. The coding region runs from base 1 to 2211 and encodes 736 amino acids. Gene Ontology annotation, cellular component: cytoplasm. Gene Ontology annotation, biological process: proteolysis. The record is from RefSeq and is a predicted model, not a curated record. Gene Ontology annotation, molecular function: calcium-dependent cysteine-type endopeptidase activity. The transcript is spliced from 12 exons.
AUGCCAGAGAGAGUAUGUUGGUUCCAGGGGCAGAGUUACCACAAGCUGAAGAGGGCAUGUCUGCAGCGGGGCAAGCUCUUCAAGGAUCCCCUCUUUCCCCCAUCCGCACUGUCACUCUUCUACAAACGAGCCCCACCCCCUGGACUCACAUGGAAAAGACCACGGGAACUGUGUAAGGACCCUCGUCUCUUUGUGGACAGGAUCAGCACAUGGGACCUGCACCAAGGCAGUUUAGGUAACUGCUGGAUGGUGGCAGCCACUUCCUGUCUGGCCUCGGAGCCAUCGCUGUGGAAGAAGGUGAUUCCUGAUCACGUGGAACAGGAGUGGAAGCCCAAGCGUCCGGACCUGUACGCCGGAAUCUUCCACUUCCGCUUCUGGCGGCUUGGCCGCUGGACAGACGUGGUGGUGGACGACCUCCUUCCGGUCAGUGAGGACGGAACGCUGCUCUUCUGCCGCUCAGCCACGCCACGGGAGUACUGGAGCAGCCUGUUGGAGAAGGCCUACGCUAAGUUGAAUGGCUGCUAUGAGGCAUUAGAAGGCGGUAACACGGCGGAGGCCCUCAUAGACUUCACAGGGGGGGUGUCGGAGCCCCUAUGCCUGGACAGGGAGGCCCUCACCCUGCACCCCGACCAGAGGAGGGCGCUGUUCCAGACCCUGGCCAAGGCCCACGGAUGCAAAGCCCUCAUCACCUGCUCCAUACGGCCAGCGGAGGGAGAGAGAGUAGAGUCGGUGCUAGACUGUGGUCUGGUGCGGGGCCAUGCCUACGGUAUCACCGCGGUGAGGAAGGUGCGUCUGGGGAAGCGGUCACUGCUGCCUGGCCGUUGUAGCGGGACGUCCCAUCUCGGCAUGGUGCGCAUGAGGAACCCCUGGGGUACAGCCGACUUUACCGGGCCCUGGAGUCAGGGGUCUCAGCAGUGGAAGCAGGUUGGUCGUGGUGAGAGGGAGAAGAUGGGCCUCAUUGUCAGAGAUGUGGGAGAGUUCUGGAUGGAGUUUGAGGAUUUCUGCUGCUACUUCACAGAUGUGGUGGUGUGUCGUCUGGUAGAACGAGCCCUGCUGUGGCCCAACACCCACUGGAGAGAGGUUCGCUGCCAUGGGGAGUGGGUCCCAUCCCCCAACACUACCGGAGCAACCCUCGCCACCCUCCUCCCCGGCCGCCAGGCAUCCAACCUCGGGAAGAACACAGCCAAGCAUGGGGAGGUGAACCAGACUCCGCGAGGGGACCGGAAGGAGGCAAGAUUGGGGAAGAGACAGAGAGGUGGAGGAGGAGAAGGAGGAGCCGGUGGAGGGAGAGAGAAGGUGGCUAUAGCGAAGAAGGGGGGGGAGAAGAAGACAAAGAGGAAGGAGGAGAGUGUGAAGAAGGAGGGAGAGGUGGAUGGACGGUGGGAUAAACACAUGGAUAAGAGGAGUAGGUGUGGAGGAUGCAUCAACCACAAAGACACCUUUCUACACAACCCCCAGUUCAUGUUUGAGGUGCAGGGAAAGGAGGAUGAGGUGUUGAUCUGUCUGCAGCAGGAGGACAGGAGGAUAAAGAGGAAGGAUGGAGGAGGAGCGAAUCUGCCCAUCGGCUUUGAGGUGCUGAGGGUGGAGGUGAACCGUCUAAGCCGUGUGCAGCGUGUGGUGGAGCAGGCUGCAAGCUCUGUGUACAUAGACUCCCGUAGCGUUGCCCUGCGAGUGACCCUGGUCCCCGGCCGCUACGCCCUCCUCCCCACCACCUUUCAACCUAGGGCCACCGGACGCUUUCUGCUACGCCUCUUCUCACAUUCACACCUCAGACUCAGUGAGUUGAGACAGGAGUUGCCUGCUCUGUCAGUGUGGCAGUGUUGUCUCCCCCAGUCCAGUGUCGUGACCACCGUCCACCUGCGCCGAGCUUGCGGACUCAGCCAGCCCAAACAGACAGCACCAGAUGUGUAUGCUGUGAUCUGCUGUGAAGACGAAACCAUAAGAACACGAGUGUUCAAGGAGGAUGGAAAUCCAGAGUUCAAUAUGAGGGCCAUUUUCUACAGGAGAUACCCAGAUGCACACAUCAGCAUUAAGUUGUGGAGCCGUGGUCUACUUUGGGACACUCUAUUAGGAGGGGCUCGACUCCAGACCGGUGACAGCGAGAGAGAGCGGAGCCAGGGGAUUGACCUGCAGGGCGGCCAAUCACAUUCAGGAUACCAGGGAUGCAUCUAUGUGGAAACCUCAUCCAGCAAAUGCCUGACAGACUUGUGACAGACAGCUGUGGCUUGUCCCACCCACUAUACAACCAUGGCAAUCACUGCUUUUCUGGAUGAAGCAGCGGAUUUGAAUGA